GCAGCCCACCUUCCGCUUCCGGGUUGCUAUUAGCGGCGUGCUAGCAGGAAAAAGGCCAGGGCGAGUGUCCGCUGCUGAUGUCAUGUUUCAUGAGCAGUGAGCAUGGAAUACGCCUUCAUGCACGGCCAGUCCAUGGGACAACAUCUCGCCGAGGACCCGGAGCUGGCAGCCAUCAAAGCCAGAGUUCAAGAGCUGGAGAUGGAAGAAGAGACUGAACGACUGAAAGAGGAAGAGGAGGAAGAGGACAGGUGCGAUGCCGAAGAGAUGCAGAUCCUGACCAGCAGCCCCCGGCCUGGGCCGUUCUACAACAUGACACCCGAGGAGAGGAUAGAUGCAGACAACAGAUCCGUCUACGUCGGCAAUGUGGACUAUGGAGCCACUGCAGAUGAGCUGGAGAUCCAUUUUAACGGCUGUGGUCCCGUCAACCGCGUCACCAUCCUCUGUGACAGAUUUUCCGGUCACCCUAAAGGCUUCGCUUACAUCGAGUUCUCUGAUCGCAACUCGGUGCAGAGUGCCGUUGCGCUGCACGAGACUUUGUUCAGAGGAAGAGUCCUUAAGGUGAUGCCCAAAAGGACCAACAUGCCCGGCAUCAGCACCACAGACCGGGGCGGGCACUGGGGCGGCCACUCGCGAGGCAGAGGCCGAGGCUCCCAGCCCCCGAGGGGCCAGCACGGCUCGCGGGGCAGGUUCCGCUACCAGUCCUCGAGACCCCAGCACCAAAACCCUCACCCUUACUACGGCGGUCCCCCUCAGGGCAAGAGACAGUGGGGCCACAUGGAUUACCACGAACAGACGUCCAAGCGCUACCCUUGCCUUCUACUCAUCACCCCGCCUUCGGAGGAGCUGGGGGCGGGGACAAGCGGACAACACUACGCCCAGCAGCGCUAGUGAGCCCCUCCCCCUUGCUGCGUGUUUACCAAGUGGGCGAAUGGACUGGUUUUAAAGAGCAAACGUUUCCAGGCAUUACUAGUUCCAGUUGUCUGCAUCCUUCCUCCAGGUAGUUGCUUUUUCAGCUUGUGUUGUGUAAAUGCAUGACGGGGAGAGACCACGUUGUUGUAGUCCAGCAGCUGUGCUCUUUCAUUUUAACAAAUGUAUUGUUUCUGCUUGCUCUGUAGAGUUCCUCUCCCUCUUUAACUUCUGCAACCUUUUGCUUUAUAUGUGAACAAAUAAAAACAUUGAUCUGA
Nerophis ophidion (straightnose pipefish) is the source of this 1184-nucleotide messenger RNA. RefSeq names its product PABPN1 like, cytoplasmic (gene pabpn1l). Bases 103 to 888 code for a protein of 261 amino acids. The transcript has 6 exons. The record is from RefSeq and is a predicted model, not a curated record. NCBI's taxonomy places the organism in Eukaryota, Metazoa, Chordata, Actinopteri, Syngnathiformes, Syngnathidae. Gene Ontology annotation, molecular function: RNA binding.